Erigeron canadensis is the source of this 996-nucleotide messenger RNA. RefSeq names its product polygalacturonase inhibitor-like. Bases 1 to 996 code for a protein of 331 amino acids. NCBI's taxonomy places the organism in Eukaryota, Viridiplantae, Streptophyta, Magnoliopsida, Asterales, Asteraceae. The record is from RefSeq and is a predicted model, not a curated record. Gene Ontology annotation, molecular function: protein binding. The transcript is spliced from 2 exons.
AUGAAGACCUCAUUCUUCACCUUCACCAUAACCAUUGCCCUUCUUUAUUUCACUCUCCCUCUUUCUAUGUCCCAACGAUGCAACCGGAAAGACGAAAAGACCCUCCUCAGAAUAAAAAAAUCUCUUGGAAACCCUCGUGUUUUGGCCUCUUGGACAAAGAACUCGGACUGCUGUAACUGGGAACAUGUAGAAUGUGACCUCUACAACGACCGAAUUACCUCCUUCACCAUCUUUUCUAGCAACAUUUCCUCUCGGAUCCCCAACGCCAUUGCCAACCUCCCUUACCUAGAAACCUUGAUCUUUCGUAAACUCACCAACCUAACCGGACAAAUCCCUGCAACAUUCACCAAACUCACCCACCUUAAAACACUUACCAUCAGCUGGACUAAUAUAUCCGGUCCAAUACCUUCUUUCCUUGGCCAACUCAAGAGCUUAAAGACACUCGAUUUGUCUUUCAAUAAUUUAAAUGGUUCCAUCCCAUGGGAGCUCACUACAUUGCCAGAUCUUGAAACCCUUCACCUGGACCGAAACAGGUUAACUGGAUCCAUUCCUGAUUCGUUCGGGGCGUUCAGUGGGAAAGUCCCAGCCAUCUAUCUGUCUCAUAACUUCCUUAAUGGAACAAUACCCAAGUCAUUGUCUCAGGUGAACUUUACAUGGUUAGACUUGUCUAGAAACCGGCUCAAGGGAGACAUAUCAGUGUUUUUUGGAGUCAACAAGACCAUUGAAGCCGCUGAUUUUUCAAGAAACUUGUUUGAGUUUAACUUCUCAACGGUGAAAGAGUUCCCUGCAAGCUUGGCUUCCUUAGAUUUGAAUCAUAACAGGAUAUAUGGAAGUUUACCACACACUUUGGCUGGACUCGAUUUACAGAAGUUGAAUGUGAGUUAUAACAGACUGUGCGGCGAAAUUCCAGCAGGGGGAAAGAUGCAAUCAUAUGAUAGCACGGCUUAUUUCCAUAACCGGUGUUUGUGUGGAUCUCCAUUAGAUGCUUGCAAAUAA